Larimichthys crocea (large yellow croaker) is the source of this 6432-nucleotide messenger RNA. It is a transcript of the gene pde3b, whose product is annotated as phosphodiesterase 3B. Gene Ontology annotation, molecular function: 3',5'-cyclic-nucleotide phosphodiesterase activity. The record is from RefSeq and is a predicted model, not a curated record. The transcript is spliced from 16 exons. The coding region runs from base 187 to 3516 and encodes 1109 amino acids. Lineage: Eukaryota; Metazoa; Chordata; Actinopteri; Sciaenidae. Gene Ontology annotation, biological process: signal transduction.
UUCUUUAGUCCAAGUGCUGGAGCACGUUUGAGUGACCAUGGAGUGCAUUCGCUGUCAUGUAGUUGAGCGUUAACACGGCGUGAAUAUCAGAAGAGAAGUGGGGGGAUAUAUAUAUAUAUAUAUUUAUAUAUAUAUACAUUUUUUAUUUUUUUUUUGGCGUGGAUAACGAGGAGCCACAGUCGAGCCAUGGCUGCACGGGAGGAAGGAGAGGUUUUGCACAGUAAAAUAAGGCACCACGACGGAGCUGGAAGUGUAAACAGCUCAGAGGGCUUCAGGAACGGCUAUGUGAAGAGCUGCGUCACCCCUCUCAAGCAGGACCAUCAGAGGGGGUUUUUGUUGAACGUGUGCAGGUUUUGCAACGAAGACAUUCUUAAUUCAAAAUUGUUAAAGGUCUCUGCCCUGUACGUCGGCGCGUUCGUAAUCUUCGCGCUUUCUUUUCUCAUUUCUAGGAGCUUGCAAAGUGACUCGCUUUGGGAUUUGCGGACUUUUUUGUCGGGCUUCUCCCAGUCCGUCAGUCCUUUAUUCAGCAUAGGAUGUGCUUUUUUCUUUCUAACGUUUUACCUGAGGAGGAAAAAAAAGGAGAGCAGCAAAUGUUGGCUCGUGUCACUGCCAGCAUCGUGUUACCUCGGGGAUUUUUUGGUUUUGCGGUUUUUGCAAUGGGGAGAGGACCAACACCAGAUGCAAAUGGUGGGCAGGUUGUUAUUCGUGUUGGGAUGUGUGGGUCUGCUCACACUGAUCCCCACUCUGAAACUCAAACACAGUGUUCUUAUACUGGUUUUUGCCAGCGUUGUGUGGCUUGUUUCUUUCACAAGUUUGAGCGGUCUGCCCGCACUACUCAGACCGCUCUUCGCCUGCUUUGCGGGGGUUUCUGGCUCCCUGUUGGGGCUCUGCUUUGACCGAUACUACCCGUCGAGGGAAGCACCGAGUGGGAUUUCCACCGCGGAGGAAAAGGUCCCUGUGAUCAGACCUAGGAGAAGGUCCAGUUGCGUUUCACUGGGGGAAACGUCGACCAGCUAUUAUGGCAGUUGUAAAAUGCCUCGCAGACCUUCGUUACCCUGUAUAUCCAGAGAACAGAUGAUCUUGUGGGACUGGGAUCUGAAGCACUGGUACAAACCUCAGUAUCAGGGUGCAGUGAGCGGCAACGGCGUGGAUCUUUCAGUCAUCAACGAGGCCAGGAACCUGGUGUCAGACCUGCUGAUGGACUCGUCCCUGUCGCCGCACACCAUCUCAGCUCUGCGCAGCAUCUCCAGCCUCAUGGGGACGUUUUCGGGCUCAUGCCGCCCACGGGUCAACCCCUUCACCCCCUUCCCGGGUUUCUACCCCUGCGACGAGGUGGAGGACUCCGUAGAGAGGACUGACAGGAAAAGCAUUAAGGGUCUGAGCAGCAGAAACAGCCUCCCCACCCCUCAGCCCAGGCGGAGUUCCACCUCCUCCUCAUGCUCUGCACUCCCUCCUCUUGACUCCGCCUCGUCACGCUGGGAACGGAACAAUGGCAAGAGACCCCACCCUGACCUCAACUUGACCAGCCCAGGUCUGUCUAACGGGCCCAAUGCAAACCUGCUCACCAUUCCCAAGCAGAGGUCGUCCUCUGUUACCCUCACCUACCAUGCAGGACCCAGGAGAGCAGGCACAUCUCCGAGCCUGAGCCCGGUCACCUCUCCAAGCCACGGCCCUCUCGCGGUAGGUUCAGGUUCCUCAUCAUCCCUCGUCAUUCGCCCGCCUGUGGAGUUCCCAGACACGGCUGACUUCCUGACAAAGCCGAGCGUCAACCUGAACCUGCACAAGCCCUUAGGCUAUACCCUCAGCUCACCUGAUUUCCAGCAGGCUUUCCGUAGCUCCGCCUUCCCUCUCUGCACCAGCUGUGGUCGCCAGAUGCUCAAGGGAGUUUCCAGCGGUGAUUCAGGGGAAUCUCAUCAACCAUUUACGAGUGAGACUCAACGCAGGCGCUCAGCAGGUGAAGGGCUGGAGUAUGGAGGAGAGCCUCUGAUCAGGGAGGAGAGCGUGGAGGUGGAUGUGUCUGGGGAUGGGAGGCCGGUUGUUGCAGGGAACCAGGGACAAGCAGAGAAGGAGAAGGAGAAGAGCCCGAGCACAGACCAGCAGACUCAGGAAUCAGAGGGUGAGAAGGAGUUCAGACUAGAUCCUAUGCUGGAGGACCAUGAGGCUGUCAUGGAGAGGAUGAACACCUGGAAUUUCCAGAUCUUUGACCUGGUGGACAGAACAGGAGGGAAGACCGGAAGGAUACUCAGCUAUGUGACAUACACCCUUUUCCAGGAUACGUGUCUGUUUGAAAUUUUCAAGAUCCCUGUGAGGGAGUUCAUGACAUACUUCUGUGCUCUAGAAAAUGGCUACAGGGACAUUCCCUAUCAUAACCGGGUCCAUGCUACUGAUGUGCUCCAUGCUGUCUGGUACCUGACCACUCGACCAAUCCCCGGCUUCCAGCAGAUUCACAGUGAGCAUGUGACAGGAAGUGACACAGAUUCCGAUAGUGGGAUUUCUCCAGGCAGGAUAUCCUACGCCUCCUCCAAAAGUUCCUCGAUUUCAGAUGACAGCUACGGCUGCCUAGCUUGGAACAUACCCGCCCUGGAGCUCAUGGCCCUUUAUGUAGCAGCUGCAAUGCACGACUAUGACCACCCCGGUCGCACAAAUGCCUUUCUAGUAGCCACUAAUGCACCUCAGGCUGUGCUGUACAAUGACAGGUCAGUGCUGGAGAACCACCACGCUGCGUCUGCCUGGAGCCUCUACCUGUCCAGACCGGAGUUCAACUUCCUGGUCAACCUGGAUCACGUGGAGUUCAAGCGUUUUCGCUUCCUUGUCAUCGAGGCUAUACUUGCCACAGACCUCAAGAAGCACUUUGACUUCCUGGCUGAGUUCAAUGCUAAGGUAAAUGAUGUGAACAGCCCAGGAAUUGAUUGGACCAAUGAGAAUGACAGACUGCUGGUGUGCCAAGUGUGCAUCAAACUGGCAGAUAUCAAUGGACCAGCCAAAGUCCGUGACCUGCACCUCAAGUGGACAGAGGGCAUCGUCAAUGAGUUUUAUGAGCAGGGAGAUGAGGAGGCCAGGUUGGGAUUACCCAUCAGCCCCUUCAUGGACCGCUCCUCCCCACAGUUGGCAAAGCUACAGGAGUCCUUUAUCACUCAUAUUGUGGGACCACUUUGUAACUCCUACGACGCCGCUGGCCUGCUUCCUGGCCACUGGAUUAAUCAAGAGGGAUCAGAUGAAGACGACGAGGAGGGACAGGUGGACACGGACAGCGAUGAAGACGAGGAUGAGGACGAUGAGCUAGAAGAUGAGCUGGCACCAAAAAGGAGGAAGGGCCGCCGCAGGUUGUUCUGCAGCAUCAUGCAGCACCUGACGGAGAACCACAAGGUGUGGAAGAAGACCAUCGAGGAGGAGGAGAAGAGCAAAGAGCUCACCAAACAGCAGCAGCCCGACAGCCUGCCGCCCAGCCUGCCCGCCUCCCCGUCAGAUGACAUCCAGGUCAUUCAGGAGGAGGAGGAGGGAGAGGAGCGUCAGUAGCAGGAGGAUGAAGGAAAGAACAGAGAUGUGUGAAAAAAAGAAGAAGAGAGGCAGUAUAAGGACACAGUCCCUCGACCACCUGCCUUUCACCAACAUAAAGACAGGCAGACACACAGACAGUUGACAAAUGCACAUAAAACACACUUCGCUCCCUUUUUCUCUCACACACACAUACACAGAUACGCACACACACACACACACACAUGCACACAUAUAUUGGAAGAUUCACUGUGCAGACACUCAGAUGCUUAAGCAGUCACAUUGUUUUUUGGAGAAACAAAAAGGCCUUACUACUGUGAGCGGAUCCUUGCUGCAACGGUGGGAGCCCAACUCCUAUGCACUUUCACCCCAUGGAGAGUCAAGUGCACCCAGAAAAAAAUAAAUAAAUAAAAAGCACCAGAACUGAGGAGGAAGGUGCAGAAGAUGAAGAGUGUGGACGGACGGGGGGGUCCAGCAUUAACUUGUCCUCCAUGGUGACCUGGCUGUGAUGCUGCCUUGAAUGCAAAGCGCUUACACCUCCCUUAGGUACAAAACAAUUUCCUGUCUAUUUAAAAAUGAAAGGUAGAGGACAAAUAAUGAAGCAAGAAACAUCAUGAAGUGAUUGACACCCUUUACCAAAGUGAACAGUUCAAACAUGGAAAGACAAGAGACUGAGACUGUUUCAGCCUCAAUGUCAGGUAUAUUUUUGAAUUAUAUAUAUAUCUAUAUAUAUAUACAUACAUAUAUAUAUCAAAUGUGCCUGUCUGAACCUUUACUGAGUCCAUAUUGGCCCAGAGCCUAGGCUUGUGUAGUUCUCUCUCCUUGCUGGUGACACGAAACACUGUAUCAGACUCAGUCACAGAGACAUUAUUGAAAUGUUGACUGAUUAAUAGCAUUAUAUCUGCAUCAUUUUUGAUGCUUUUACUCAUGUGUACCACCCUCUCCCCCCCCACCCCCACCCCCUCCUCGGGAUUCUUUAACUCUCCUUGCAUCAUUUUGUUUGAGUGUGUGAAUAUUUUUUUGGUGGGAAUGUGAUAGAGAGAAUGAGUAGGGAGAAAGAGAGCACAUUUUUAAUUAUUUUAGUAUGUAAUUUGUGUGUAUGUUUGUGUGUCCUUUCAGUAAUGGUUGGUUUCUAAUCAGUGAAAUGUCCUCUGGUGUUUAACAUGUUGCAUUCAGAUCAGGAGUGCUGUUUCAAUGAAUGGAUUCUUCAUUAUUCUUUUUUUCUUUCCUUUUUUGAUUGUAAGUAUUUUUUUAAAGGUUACUCAGGAUUCACGCAAAGUUGAAUAAUUAUUUUGCAAGAAUUUAUGUCAUUAAUAUGAAAUACACUUUAAAGACUAAGACAAUUAAAAUCUGGGUGACUGAAGUAGUUUGUAAUCUCUUAAUGAACAACUUGACUACAAACAAAUUCAAGCAAUUGAAAUCCUCUGUGACGGAGGAGCAUACAGUAUGUGCUGUCUCUUGGCCAUUCAUACACUGUUUGCAUAACCUUUUUACAACCUCACUGGAGAAAAGCUUAUCUUGAUUGUCAGCAGGCUGCAAAUGUUUCUCCUGCAGCAACACAUCAGCAGUUCUGUAACAAUAUAUUAUCUUUUUUUUUGUUUUGUUAUUUCAAUGUUCUUUUGCAUUGUUUUAAAAACAGUACAACGUCUACUCAUCUGUGUCUCAGUCAACACUGAUGUUUAGACACAUCGAAAGCUAACCCAACUCUUUUUCCUCAUUUCUUUGUUUUUGCCAAACCCAUAAUGCGGCCAGUGUGUAAAGAAGGGAUCCAGGGUUUCAUUUCACAUUAGUUUUGUUUAUAUAUACUGUAUAUAUAAUAUAUACGUAUAUAUAUAUAUGUGUGUGUGUGUGUCUGUGUGUGUGUGUGUGUGUGUAUAUAUGUAUACGUAUACAUAUAUAUAUAUUUCAAAGUGCCACGAGGCACGUUCUAGUUCUCUAUUUUUGUCUCUAAGAACUCUUGGCAUUCCACUAGAAUAAGACGUUUUAUGAAAAGGAAGGCGAAAUUGUUGCCUAGCUCCUUGAUCACCUUAUUAAAUCGAAAUCUCUGGAGAAAAUGUUAAGUAAGCAGUGUAAAUUCAAAAUAGUAAUAUUUAAAGACAAAAAAAUAGACACAGGUGUGCACAUUUUAAUACCAAACAAGUGUUUAGCCGCUGUACAAAAGAGUAUGUGCAUAUAAAUAUAUAUUUUUUAAAUAAUCAAAUGAAUGCAUCUGUUUUCUACACGCAGCUGACAUAUUGUACAUUGAGAUCCUGUAAUUACCAUUGUGUUUCCAGAGUUUUUAUCUACUUCUAUUUACAGGUGUGGAACUGUGGGGUUUGGUGUUUUGAGUUUUUGAUUUUUUUUUUUCUCCACUUGGUUUCAGCCUCUCCUGUAUCAUAACCACUCUUGUAUUCUUCAUUAUCUCUCUCUAUCACUGUUGUCUCAGUCGACCCGACUAGUGCCAAACUUUACCUACAUACAGUAGUUUUGUGGGCUGCGAUACGCUGAUUGGCAAACUUUCUCUGGGCUCCAGUACUGUUCAUGCAAGAGAAACGCACCUCGAGUCAAAUAUUCCACCAGGCUCAAAAGUGGCAGUGACAGUGGCGAGAGUCAGAGUUGGACUCAGGUCAGAGCCAUAUACAUUCUGACAACUCUGUCGUCAGUUUUUUCACAUGGACCCAUGCUGGAUCAUAAAGCCUUGGUAGCUCCCGACCCGACUCAUUAAGGCUGGUUCAUUAAGUUGUAAACGUUUGUUGGCUUCUCACUGUGCAGUCUUUCGAACCACAGUGUCCUCUGAUGAUUGUGCCAUAAAUACAUCUAUGAAUGGUUGUUACCCUUAUGUAGCAUCAAUAUACGUACGUUUGUCUAAUGUAACCAUUCACUCUUAUCUACAUUGUGGGGGCAACUGAUUUUUGUUGUUAUUUAUAGCCGUCAUAAAACACCAUCCCUAAAGUAUCA